AUGAACGUUUUACUCCAGAAACAUGGUGCUAAACAUAUAUGUAAGGUCCCGGAAGGAUUACGCGAACUAUGCACCGACAUCACACGCGAGGUUCUACGCUCGCAACCGAGGAACAUUUAUUGCUUUGUUGCUGAUUACGUUGAAGCGCUUUUGAUCACACGGGAAAAUGCAAAAGUCGCGGUGAAAGUCGUAAACAAUAUUUUAUUGGGGAGUCAAGCCAUCGUGGGUAUACUUCACCGGAGCGGCUUGAGUUUGGAGCAGAUCGCCCGCGCCGCGCCCAGGAUUCAGACGGCGUUCCGCGCGUACUUGGACGCGGCAGACAUGCGAGCGACCCAGGUGUGCGACGACACGACUUGCGACGAGAAAUCCAAAGUAUCUCUGCAAAGUAUUUUGCAAGCGACGGGGGUCUCGCUGGAACUGGCGGAGAAGCAUGCCACGAUAAUACAAGUCGCUUUCCGUGGGUAUUACGAGAGGAUGCUAUUAAACGAGUCACGUGGCAUGAUUCAAUGGCAACGAGCGGCAACAAGGACCCUCGAGAUCCUGAGAAAGGCAGGAGCUUCGCAAGCAGAAGCGUCAAAAGCCGCCGUUUUAAUACAGGCUACUUACCGCGGCUACUAUACAAGGAGAAACUUAAAAAUAAAAAUGCAGGCGAUGCAACCGCAGGAGGAAAAGAAAGGGAGCGAGAUAGACAUGAUAGAACCCAAAGAAACCGUUCCAGCAGUAGCUUGGUUGGAUACGAUGUACGAGGAAUCAGAACUGACACCAAUGAAAGCAAAUGAAGCUGCUUCCACUAUACAAAAAGCUUACAGACGUUAUCGCGAGAGAAAAAGUAAUUCUGAACCGCCGAUAGAGUCAACGAAAUCGGCAGUGGUAGAAGCUAUUCUCAAAAAUUUGCAUCAGAAAGUUUUCGACGAAGUCAUGACCCGUGCGGACAUCCCCGUAGAAUUUGGCAAUCGAGAGGAUUUGGCGAAAGCUGGCGAAGAACUUCAACGCGCUCUUAAAGAUCGAUUAACACGUGCUCGCAUGGCACAGGAAGAAUACGACGAGGAGGAAUUCGCUUACGAAGAGGAGCCUGAUGAAUCGUUCGAGAAAGUGGUGGACUUAAUUAGCGUGCCGGAAGAUUGGCAAGAAGAUCGAGAGGUCGAAGUAAAAUCGGAACGUGACGGAGAAACAAACGCAUACGUGUAA
This is a messenger RNA of Cyphomyrmex costatus, 1188 nucleotides long. Its product is annotated as Radial spoke binding protein 15. The coding region runs from base 1 to 1188 and encodes 395 amino acids. Lineage: Eukaryota; Metazoa; Arthropoda; Insecta; Hymenoptera; Formicidae. The transcript has 9 exons. The record is from RefSeq and is a predicted model, not a curated record. Gene Ontology annotation, molecular function: calmodulin binding.